AUGACGGAGAAUGGGGGUCCGUGCCAUCAUGCCACCUUCACAGCUGUCUUCCAGUGCCCUGUGAAAGUCUGGACUCCUAACAACUUAGCUUAUAACCAGAAGUCCUACUUUAACACAGGAAUACCAAGGUACACUGGGAAGCAUAUCCCGGGAGGAAUAUGCUGCAUGCAGAGACUCCACCCACACGCUCUUCUGAUUGGCUGUGAGGGGGUUGAUGGUUCUGGUGUGGACUGUGCUGGUCUGGUCAGUUUUGAAGGACCUGCUCUACAUGAUGAUGAUAACCCUGCGGUUCCUGGUUUCCAGGUGGAUGGCAAGACCAACGCCAAGAUCCAGACGAUCCACCUGGAGAAGUUCCCGGUGAACAAGGCGGCGUUCAGCGCUGACGGCGAGCAGAUCGUGGCGACCGGCUGGAGGAACAAGCUCUUCUACAUCUACGACAUGAUGGAGGGCAGAGUCAUCCCCGUCUCCAACGUACGAGGUCUGAAUGAGCAGAAGGUGUCAGACUUCCAGGUUUCUCCCGAUGGGAAGUUUCUUCUUCUGUUCGGAUCCUCUGGGUUUCUGCAUCUCAUGAGCUCAAAGACCAGGGAAGUGGUGCGCAGCAUGAAGCUGAACGGGACGGUGUGUGCCACCGCCUUCACUGCAGACGGCAGCCAGAUCUUCGCCAACUCCGAGGAAGGCGAGGUGUUCAUCUGGGACGUCCAGAGCAGUAAGUGUGUGAAGAGGUUUGAAGACGACGGUUGUGUGAGAGGAACAUCACUAGCACUCUCUCGAGACGGCUCGUAUCUGGCCUGUGGCUCUCAGGCCGGCGUGGUGAACAUCUACUCUCAGCGGGACUGUCUGCUGGAGCACGAGCCGAAGCCGCUGAAGGCUGUCCUAAACCUGCUGACGCCGGCGACGUCUCUGAGAUUCAACAGCAGCGCCGAGAUCCUGGCCAUCGGCUCGCGGCACGCGGAUGAGGCCAACCGACUGGUGCACCUCCCCAGUUUCACGGUGUUCUCCAACUUCCCAAAAUUCCAGAAGAAGAUGAUCUUUCAGACCCAGAGUGUGGACUUCUCCCCGAGGAGUGGCUUCUACUCCGUGGCCAACAAUAAAGGCCACGCACUGCUCUUCAGGCUUCUACAUUAUCAUGACUUCUGAAGACGGACUCGUUCCCAGCGGACACGCACAUGAUGUCAGUUUUUACCGUUCCAGUUCAAUAAACAUUUACUUGUGAAUAUGAGACCCAUUA
Messenger RNA from Pimephales promelas (fathead minnow), 1228 nucleotides. The record is from RefSeq and is a predicted model, not a curated record. Lineage: Eukaryota; Metazoa; Chordata; Actinopteri; Cypriniformes; Leuciscidae.